Dendrobium catenatum is the source of this 1582-nucleotide messenger RNA. Its product is annotated as cytochrome b561 and DOMON domain-containing protein At2g04850. The coding region runs from base 127 to 1491 and encodes 454 amino acids. Lineage: Eukaryota; Viridiplantae; Streptophyta; Magnoliopsida; Asparagales; Orchidaceae. The record is from RefSeq and is a predicted model, not a curated record. The transcript has a single exon.
AAUCUGAACCAGACCUGAUUUUACAAACAAGUCAAAAUCCCUAACCCGAACGUUGACCCGAACCAAUUCAGAUCGAGUUUUAAUCAGGUCAAAUAUUGACACUCCUAUACAUGAUAUAUCCAUUAUAUGUUAGAGCCCAAUCCCAAAAACUUACAAAUGAAGGCAAAAGCAUUCAAUUUCUUAAGUUUAAAGCCAAGUAAAAAAAAAUUCCCCUCACAUCAUAUAUUUAAUAACUUCAUCCACACUACUGAUCUCCACUACACUCCCACCACAAUGCUUCUUGUCUUCCUCCUACUGGCUUCCUCCACAGCCGCCUCCGCGUCCGGCCAUUGCUCGCCGGGAACAACCACAAAACCCUACGUGAAAUGCCUGACUCUCCCAACCCAAGACGCCUCCAUCGCCUGGACCUACCACCCCCACAACGCCAGCGUCGAUCUCUCCUUCACCGGCACCUUCAUAUCCCCUUCCGGAUGGGUCGCCAUCGGCAUCAACCCUGAAAGCCUCUCCAUGUCCGGCACCCGCGCACUAAUUUCCUUCGCCGAUCCCACCUCUGCCUCCCUCCUCGUCCUCCCCUUCCUCCUCGACUCCUCCGUCAAACUCCAACGCUCCCCGCUCCUUUCCCAUGCCCUCGACAUCCCUUUCCUCUCUUCCUCUGCCUCCCUCCUCCACUCUGCCUCCGUCCGCACCACCGCUGUUAUCCGCAUCUCCGCCUCCCUCCGCCUUUCUCCCAAUCGCACCCGCAUUAAUCUCAUCUGGAACCGCGGACUCUACGUUCAAGGCUAUUCCCCAACCAUCCACCCCACCACCCCCACCGAUCUCGCCUCCCGCGCCACCAUCGACCUACUCUCCUCCUCCGCAGACAUCUCAUCAACCCUCCCAACCUGGUUCCGAUCGGCACAUGGUUCAAUCAAUGCAAUAACAUGGGGGUUCUUCAUCCCGGCGGGGGCGAUGGCGGCCCGGUACCUGAGGCAAUGGCCGGGAAUGGGGCCGGCUUGGUUCUACGUCCACGCCGCGGUUCAGAUGACGGCGGUGGUGAUCGGAGCGGUGGGAUUCGGGUUAGGGAUUGCGAUGGGGAAUGGGGUUUAUACUCUGCAUAAGGGAUUAGGGAUUGCGGUGAUGACGGCUGGAGGUUUGCAGGCGGCGGCGAUGUUUUUCCGUCCGGCGGAGACCCACAGGUGCCGGAAGUAUUGGAAAUCGUAUCACCAUUUGGUCGGGUAUGGAUUGGUGGUGAUUGGAGUGGUGAAUGUGUUUCAGGGAAUGGAGGUGAUGGGAUUAGGGCGAUCAUAUGCGAAGUUGGUUUAUUGUUUGGCGUUGGCGACGAUGGCCGGGGCUUGUGUGGCGCUAGAGGUGAAUGGGUGGGUGAUUUUUUGCCGGAAGGCGGAGGAGGAGAAGCUUAGAAGAGAGGAAGCAGGUGAGAGACGGCGGUUUACCGGAGAUAAUUGCGAUGCACGCGGCGGAGGGUACAUUGCCAAGGGAUCAAGGAUUGUUUGAGGGAGAAUUUUUUAUUAAAAAAAAUAUUUAGAUAUAUAGCAUUCAAAAUAAAAGAAUUUAAUAUAAUUCUUCAGCAAUAAAAUUAACAAUA